Salvia splendens (bonfire salvia) is the source of this 903-nucleotide messenger RNA. RefSeq names its product glutathione S-transferase T3-like. The transcript has 2 exons. The coding region runs from base 1 to 903 and encodes 300 amino acids. Lineage: Eukaryota; Viridiplantae; Streptophyta; Magnoliopsida; Lamiales; Lamiaceae. The record is from RefSeq and is a predicted model, not a curated record.
AUGAACGAGUUAGUCAACGCCAACAAUUGGUACGUGCCGCCAUCACCCCCAUCGCAUACGACGCCUAGUCCGAGGGUGGCUAGCAACAUCGACAUAACAUCGUCAGUUAGCACUGAUGAGUACGAGAUUAGUGAUAUGGAGCCCGCUGAAGGGAGGGGCAAGGGCAAGAUUGCGGAUGAUGAGGGGCCGAAGAAGUAUAGUCCGCACGAGACAUUGUGGCUAGCCAAGAACUUCGUCGACGUCUCCGAGGAUCCUAUCAUCGGCAACCAGCAGAGCGGCAAGGUGUUCUGGCAGCGGAUUGUGGAGAAGUACAACGCUGGUUGUCCUAGAGGGUCGUUCGAGCGUAGCUACGUGAAGCUGCGCAAGCAUUGGAGUCGGGUCCAGAAAGAGAUGAACAAGUGGAAUGGCAAGUGGACCAACGUAAUCCGGAUGUGGCCGAGCGGGCACAUCGAGAUGGACCUCUUGGAGAAGGCCAAGGCGAAGUUCUUCGCUGACGGGAAGAAGCACUUCAAGCACUUUGCCGUUUGGAAGAUUGUCGAGAAGAGCCCGAAGUACACUGGUGGGACCGAACCGACAACAAGUGGGGCGUCGAAGAGAACCAAAGUUUCCACCGCCGGAAACUACUCUUCGAACGAAGGAGGUCCGACGAUCGACCUCAACGUGACGGACGACGACGUCUUCUUCUCAUCCCCUAGCACUCAAAGUCAUCCAAUGGGAACAAAGAUGUUAAAGAGGAAAGCGAAUGGGAAGACAACUGCGAGCUACUUCGCUAUGCCGCCACCGCCGCCCAAUCAGUCUCUGGAUAAGAUCUCCGAUUCUAUGUUGAGAAUAUUAAUAGCUUACUUGUACAAGGUUUUGACUAAAAGAUCUUCUGUAACCAUGAGUUUGUCGAUUAGUCUAUGA